Messenger RNA from Engraulis encrasicolus (European anchovy), 2449 nucleotides. Its product is annotated as putative ATP-dependent DNA helicase Q1. The record is from RefSeq and is a predicted model, not a curated record. Lineage: Eukaryota; Metazoa; Chordata; Actinopteri; Clupeiformes; Engraulidae. Gene Ontology annotation, cellular component: cytoplasm; chromosome; nucleus. Gene Ontology annotation, molecular function: 3'-5' DNA helicase activity; four-way junction helicase activity. Gene Ontology annotation, biological process: double-strand break repair via homologous recombination. The transcript is spliced from 2 exons. Bases 485 to 1810 code for a protein of 441 amino acids.
UAGCCAGCAAAGUCUACCAAGACAACCUGUUGGGCCUUGUCGUGGAUGAAGUUCAUCUCACAUACAAAUGGUAAAUAUACUUAAUGGUACGAAUAAUAUGAACAAUGUAAGGUGCAAUCGAAGCUACCACAACUAGCUACUCUGAUGUUACAUGCAACUCUGUGAUGUUUCACGAUAGUCUAGCCCACUGACUUACUUUAACCAUCUAAGUUACGGUAGCAGCAAACCAUUCGAAAUCAAAGCUAACGUCAUCGUCCACACAAACAGCGAAUUGUUUUGGAAUCCUGCAUAAUGUAAUGUGUGAGCUUUUGCGAUCGGUUUUUGGAACACUAGAGCUCUAUGCACAUUCCGAAACGAUUAGCUGCUAUCAUUCCGGUCUGCUCCUAACAUUUAACAGUGGACUGAGAGAUUGGGGUGUACAUUUUACUUGUAGUCUGCCUGAGUUGAUGACGCGCGGGCGGUUGUUUUAAGUGUGCCAUAGCUGAUGUCACAUUGGUUGUGUUUUUAUUUUAUUUGUUCCAGGGGAAAGGCUGCUAGAGGAGAGAAGGCUUUCAGAGAGAGUUUUGCCAGACUGGCCGAGCUACGGUCCAUUGUAAAACCAGGUACACCUAUUCUGGCCUUGACAGCAACGGCAGACCUGGACUCGCAAGCUGUUGUCAAAAGGCAGUUACAUUUGGAGAAUGCCACUGAAGUAAUCAUAAGCCCAAACAGAAAAAACAUAAGGCUUGGACUGUCUACAGUGUCUUCAGAUAGCAUGGAGUGUCUGAACUGGAUUGUGAGGGCGGUUAAAGAGAAGGGUCCAACAAUGGCACCAAUAAUCAUCUACUGCCGUACAUUGCCUAUGUGCGGGAAGGUGUUCUGUCACCUACAGUAUGAACUUGGUGAGGACAGCUGGGUGGAUCGGGAUCCAGAACACACGGCAGAAAACCGACUCAUUGGCAUGUUUCACAGCCAAACACUUCCCCAUCACAAGAUCACAGUACUGGAAUCAUUACGUGGCAAUGGUUCAUGCAGAGUGGUUGUAGCCUCCACAGCUCUGGGAAUGGGACUGAACUUUCCUAACAUAUCACAUGUUGUGAUGUAUGGCUCACCUGAGGAUGUGGAGGCCAUUGUACAAGAGGUUGGCAGGGCCGGGCGAGAUGGGUCUCCAGCACAUGCCAUAAUUUACAAAUUGAAGCAGGAAGCAAGAGUGAAUGAGGGCGUUAAGACACUGUUGAAGAAGGGCAUCACUAGUUGCCUUAGGAAGGCCUUAUUCUCACACUUCGAACAAAACACUGAGUGUGUUCUGCCGGGCCAUUUGUGCUGCUCAUACUGCCACUCUGUUUGCUCUUGCAGCUCUCCCAGUUGUGACGUGGCAAUACCCGAUUACGAACUGCCUCAACAGUACACUCAUGCCGUUGUCAAAAGCAGAGAAGUUACAGAGGAUCAAAGACUGACGAUUAGAGAUACUCUGUACAGGUACAAGCUCAGCUUAGUCCAGAACAUGCCUCUGUACACUAACAGCAGCGACUGCACUGGUUUUAGUAACGAGCUGAUAGACUGUGUUCUUGAGCGCUGCACAGAUAUAUUUGAUCUCCCAUUCAUAAUGGACAACCUACCGGUGUUCAGUAAAAGGCACGGACAGGAAAUUCUCAGCAUUAUUUUUAAUGUCUUUGGGGAUUUUGAAUACACUGAAGUUGAUCUGCCUGUGGAGGAAACUAUGGUGCCAGACCAAGACUACACAGGUUACUUUGACUCUGACUCUGAUGCAAACGCCUUGUCCCAAUGGAGCAGUCUAGAAUCCGGGGUGUCACAGUUGAGUACAGACUGAAACAUUUGUUAGUCAUUUCAUAUGACCACUGUACAUACCUCUUACAUCUUUGAAAGUACUGCCUGAAUACUUAUGUCAGAUGACUGCCUGUAAAUAAAAUUGAAGAACGAUCUCAAUUCUUGUUUAAGUGUUUAUUUACAUUUACAGAAAAAGGGUGAAUUAGUUGUGUACUUAAUAAUGUGCAUAUUAUUUACAAUGGGACAUAAAAAGCAACAUACCCAGGAUUUAAAAAUGGAAAUCAGUAGUCAAAUAGUAUUAAGAAAAGAAAUGCAAGAUAUUCUUGAUUGUGAAAUGGUAACCGGUAGUAAAAUACUGUAGAUACAAAGUAAAAAAAAAAAGUGACAAUGUUACAUACAAUGUGCUUUAAAGUGACUGGGUUGGAACUGGCUGGUUCAAUUGAGUUUAAACAUGUUUUACAAGUCGAGAUACUCGCAGCAAACACUGAAAAAUUGUGCUAAAUAAGUGAAAUUAAAUACGCCUGUUAGAAGAGGCCUGUAACAGUCUAGACAAUAUUUUGACAAACUGAAUGCAUGGUAAAGUGCAGAAAGGUAAGGGUGCAAUUAUGAGUCAUCAAGUGUUAAUGCUUAAAUAAGUACUGCAUAGAUCUGAAGGUACCUAUAGGGACUUCACAAGACAAGA